UUCAUAGUCGCAGUGGAGCGAGGGAGAGUAGCUACACAGGUGUAUAUCCCAGUCAUAUUCCUGGUGGUAGUCACUAUAUCAAGUUCCCCACUCUCACUGACCAUCUUCCCAUCAGGAGAGAUCCAUUGUAAAGUUGGUUGAGGGUCUGAGUUUGACCCAUCACACAAUAGAUGUAACGUAUUGCCUUCAGUAACCUCUGUUUCC
Molecule: messenger RNA, 204 nt
Organism: Geodia barretti
Lineage: Eukaryota; Metazoa; Porifera; Demospongiae; Tetractinellida; Geodiidae
Source: the annotation of a GenBank genome assembly